Molecule: messenger RNA, 2629 nt
Organism: Diuraphis noxia (Russian wheat aphid)
Lineage: Eukaryota; Metazoa; Arthropoda; Insecta; Hemiptera; Aphididae
Biological process (GO): proteolysis; protein deneddylation
Molecular function (GO): deNEDDylase activity; cysteine-type peptidase activity
Source: RefSeq, a predicted model, not a curated record
AUACAUAGUAAUAAUACUUUUUAUAAAUAUUAUUAAUUAUUUAAACCAAAACCCAUUUGCUAUAAUUGCUGCUUAUAAUAAAAUUGUCUCUUCCUCUCAUUUCAUAUACCAUAUACACAAGAGUAAAUGUACGUCUUUAAUCAAAACAGUGGUUUUGUAAUUCUGGAUAAUAGCAGGGAAAUAUUUUUUUUUUUUUUUUAAUGUGAUUGUUUUUGUUUAGAUAGUACUUAAGUGUACAGUUGGGUUCGUUAAUUUGUAUUUGUAUAUUGUAUAUAUUUAAUUACGUAUAUAUAUUUUAUUUUUUUUCAUAGUAGUAAUAACUAAUAGUUCAAAGACAAUUAAUAUGAAUAUAUGAUAUCUUUGGCACUUAUCGUUAUCAUGGUCUCGAGACGUUUGAUACUGCUUCACUAUCAUUAUUAAUAUUACGACCAAUCAGGUGGCAGGACGUGAAAAUCCAUAGUUUCACAUCGGACGACUCGAACAGUCUGAUUUACCUCGCCACCUCGGUCGUUUCACUUGCUGACUCGCUCCAUUGCUCGCCACUUGGUCAAGUCACACGGCAGUCCUAUACGACCGUAGAUACGUCCCGGACAUUGAUUACCUGUUUUUGAUCACUACGCUACAGUCGUUGUUGGUGAUUUUCCCGUCUAGCUCGUUCAAGUGCUCAUCACUCGUCUAGAACACUCCACCAUCGGUACYCAAACAGGUGUUCUACUUUCAAUAAUAUUGUCUAUAAAACUUGAGAGCCAUAAAGUUGAAAUAUUUACCUGGCCCUAUAACAAUUCAGUAAAUUCAUAAAAUGAAUCCAUUUGAGUCGAAAAUUGUCUAUAUCAACAUAACAGACUCAAAUCAUGAAAUAUCAAAUGUUACUGGAAAUGAUGAAAGGUAUUAUUUUCAAGUCGUUGAACAAGAAAAUACAUCUUACUCCAAUGACAAUGGUAUGGGAAGUAGUAAAGCUAGUUUACCAAUUAAUGAAAUAUCUUACUCAAAUAAUAUUUCAUCAUUUAACCAAAUGGAAAUAAAUGAUAUUUGUUCAUCAAUAGUGAAUGAUAUACAUGAAAUUUAUAAAGAAUAUUCAUCAGAAAUUGAAAGUCAGCUUGAAAUAACUACGGACUUAGAAAACCCAAAUGAUGGCAUAAUUCCUCUAGAAAUCAUUGAUUCCAUUAGCCAGACUGAUCCAGUUGUACAUUUAACUCAAGAUAAACAGAAGGAAAAUUCUGAAAUGAUUGAUGAUAGUGGGAAACAAAAUAACAUUAUCGAUUUCAUUGAUAUCAGUGAUGAAGAUGAGAAUAAUGAACAAGAAACCAGCAAUAUUUCUCCAAUUGUAAAUUUAACUAGCGUCCAUAAACUACAACACGCAAAAAAUGUAAAGAAAAUACUUCCAUUGUUCAAAAGAAAAAUUAAUUUUAAUAUUCAAUUUUUAAAUAAAAAGCAGACUAAUGAGCAUGUGAAUCCUGAAAUAAAAUCUCCUAAUGGAUAUCCAUUAAGAAUGGGGGAUUUAUUAUUAUUAAUUACACCUCAUACCUGGCUGAAUGAUAAUAUAAUCCAGAAUUAUAUUUCGCUAUUAAUUAGUAAUUGUGAUCAGAAUGUAUUGGAAUUAAAUACUGAUUUUUUGAUUAGUUAUAAACGGAAUGGGUACAAAUUUAUUUAUAAAUGGUUCAAAAURAAAUAUCCUUCGUUAAAUAACUACAAAAGAAUUGUAAUUCCAAUCAACCCUAACAUGAAUCAUUGGGCCUUACUUGUGGUUGAAAUUUGGGAAGGAAAAAUUUAUUAUGCGGAUAGCUUUAAUCGUUUAAAUUUAGAGGAAUUGUCAAUGACAUCUGAAUUUUUAAAUCAGAUAUCUAUUGACUACUUCCAAGAUUCAGGUGUCAAGCGGACUAUACCCAACAAUUGGACAUAUGAAAAUUGGAAUUCUCCUUCUCAAUCAAAUGUUUACGAUUGUGGUGUAUUUACAUGCACCAAUGCUAGAUAUUUCUUAUUCGACAAAUACCCAGAUUAUACAGAGACAGAUGUUCCGCUUUUACGGCAUAGGAUUGCGUGGGAACUGAUUAAUAACACAAUUAUUCCUUUUUAACCAAUUUUUGAACUAUCAUUAUUUUUAUUAACUUUAUAGUUACAACACCCUAUAUUGUGUAUUGUUAUAUWAUUAAAUUUGAAGUGUCAAAACWUAAUUUUAGCUAUUAAUUUUACUCCCAGUGAAAGAGUUACCAGCCAGUGAUUUUUAAUUUUUGUAAAUAAAUCUGUACUGAACCAAUGAACUGUGGAUCUCAUAAUCUUGUAAUGUCGUAUUAAACAUUGUGACUUAGACCGUGUUUAUAUUUAAAACCGAACAGUCAGUGGAAGACCUUAUUUUUUCAAUAUAUUCAAAGGGUCUUAAGACUAUCAUCAACAUAACAUAUGAGACUGAAUGAUAACAUUAAUGUAUGAGAUGUAAGCGCUUCUUCUGUUUUUUAAUCUAGUUUUUUAUCAUCACUACCUAACCAAACAAUUAUUUUCAAUAUUGGCCGUGUAAAUUAAAAGCUAUAAAACAAACUUCCUAUCAUUUCAUAAUUGAUAUAUAAUUAGAUAUGGUACAUUUGUCUAUAUACAUGUAAUUAUAUAUAUAUUUUUUUUUUGACCAUGGUUAGAU